AUGCGGAUGGACGGGUCCUUCCUCUUCGGCCGCUCCGUCCUCCUCGACGCCGCGUCGCGCCCCGUGCUCACCGUGCAGCGCCGGCCGUCCCUGUUCGAGGUCCGCCGGACGUGGAAGGCGUUCCAGGGGGGCAGCACGAGCUCCAAGGACCUGCUCUUCUCCGCCGUCGUGCGGCCUUCGCUGACCAACACGGGAGACAUCCACGUGCACCUCGACGGCGAGAGGCGCCGCGACUUCGUCGGCGUCCGCCCCUGGUACCGCGGGACUGACUGCGCCGUCACCCACGCCGGCGCCACCGUUGCCCAGAUCGAAAGCUCGGGGGGAUUCUUGUGUCCGACUAAGUAUGACGUCCGUGUCAACGAAGGCGUCGACCAUGCUUUCGUCCUGGGGCUAACCGUGGUUCUGGAGGGGAUACGGCUCGACGACGCUGAAGAGGAGAGAUGUUUUGCUCCAGCUUCCCAAUCAGUUGGCCAAAUUGGAUAA
Messenger RNA from Aegilops tauschii subsp. strangulata, 483 nucleotides. RefSeq names its product protein LURP-one-related 15-like. The record is from RefSeq and is a predicted model, not a curated record. NCBI's taxonomy places the organism in Eukaryota, Viridiplantae, Streptophyta, Magnoliopsida, Poales, Poaceae.